AAGACAGUUGUGUAAACAAAUCUACCAAAAUUCCGGUUUCGUGUUGUCUCAAAGUUUCGAUUUAGCCAUUUGUUCAAAAGACGAAAAAAUAUGAAAUAAACAGUGAUUUACAAUUGAUAAGUUCUACAGUAAUCGAACAGUGCUGUGUGGAACCGUCAAGUCCUUCCGAAAAAAGCUAAAUGACGCCAAAGAGUAAGCCGCAAUCGCUGGCCGUUGAUUGCUUCUGCUGUCUCCGGCCGUUGGCGAAAUGCAUACCGAUUAGCCAGAAAGUAAGCGACACCAGCAGUGCCUCCGAGCUGCUGACCAAGCACUUCUGGUUCCAGCCGAGCGAUGUCCGUUCUGAUGAACCUGCCCUAUGUGGAACGUGUUGGAAUCAGCUGAACGAAUUCCAUCGGUUUUAUCUGGUGGUGGAGCUGGUGCAUAAGGCACUGAAAGCACAACAAUCGCUGCCAGUGAUUGAGCAACCGAAGAUCGGUGGCGGGUCAAAGGAGUUUGAUGUGGUGGAUACAGAGGAUACCGCAGUAAAGGAAGAGCACAACAGCGCAGAUUUUGCGGAGAUGUCUUACACCGAAUCGGAAACGGAUUCUUCAACCAACGAACUGUUGGCGAAGAGAAGGAAAAGAUGCAUUAUGAGAAGGAGUGCGGAUGAUGUGGCUACAAAGACCACCAAGAAAGCUGAAUCAUCCUCUGUAAGCCAAUCGCAACCAGCUCUCCAAAGACCGACCAUCAGCCGAAAGUUGACGAUCCCGAGGCAAACGAUGAAUCCAAGACCCCUUACAGUCGUCACGAAGCCUGUGGCUUCUAAUUCAGCACUCGGAUCGACUCCACUAGCAACUGGACAGAGCCCUGUCCAGCAGGAACAAGCUCAAAUUGUAACUCCAGCGAGUCCACAUUCUGCAUCAAUCAUGCCAGCUACUCUGUCUGGUCCAGAUAUACAUCAAGCCGUCGAACAAUCUAAAGAAUCUCCGCUCAACGCGUCAGACGAUGAAGGUUUGCUACAGAAUGCCCUAGAAGUGGAACUUGAAACGCAGACUGCAGAGGAGGAGGAGGAGGUCAGCUAUCAGGAGGGAUACAUGGAAAAUUAUAAACAGGAAUCACACAAAUCUUUGGAAAAUAGGAUCAUUCAGGCCAUUUCCAAGAAAAUUCAGCAUGCAAGUAAUCGAACAAUCCAAGCUGUUGCAAGAAAGGUGGACGAAUCUCUUACAAAAUCGGUUGCUGAACUAAAGAGCAACUUCGACUUGAAGAUAGCAUCUGCCCUACGUGUUCGCCGCCAAGACAACAACGACACAUCUGACCUAAAUUUUAAAUUCUCACCUGCAUCAACUGUACUGGAAAUUGAGCAGCUCGAAGCAGCGUUGGCAGAUCCUACAUAUCAAGAUGAGUUUAUCACCUACAUGCGGAAGAUGAUUGGCCCUGCCGGAGACGGUUGCAACGGCCAGAACACGUGCUACGCUUUGGUUGAUCGGUUUUUCCAACGUCGUGUUAUGAUCAGUUGCUCCUGGAGUGGCGGCAGCCGAUCCGAUCGGCCAAAAUAUGCCAUAAAAAAUUGCCAGAACAUUAUGAGUGCUUUCUUCAAAAUCAUUCACGCUGUAAAUCCGACAUUUUCGGUAGGGCUGAUGGAAAGCUUCUUCAAACAGAUUUUGCGGAACGCAAAAACUCGCAGCCAAGCGAAGGGAAUGCGGCAGUCUACGAUCCAUCGACGGAAACGAAUAAAACGUGUUCGUGUGGACAACCAUAACGAUAACCGAGGGGAUGACGAUGUUUUUUUGAACCAGGUACUAAUAAAGCACGAAGCUGUGGAGCUGGAGGAUUUCGAUCAUCUCAACAAUGAUUUCGAAGUGGACAAUGAUGAUAAGGAAAACUCAAUCGAUGACAAUGCUAGUGAAGAUGAGUGAAAGCGGUGUUGAUUUUUGAUCUUGAAACUUUACUAAAAAAGUCUCUGAAAAUGAAUUUCAGAUUUGACUGACUUCUAAGUAUGUUUUAUUUUAAUCGAAUCGAUAUGUAAAUAUGCUAUCAAUGUGCGAAUCCGUAAAUAAAAUAAAGGUAUUAAAGCUAAA
Messenger RNA from Aedes albopictus (Asian tiger mosquito), 2057 nucleotides. RefSeq lists its product as uncharacterized. The transcript has 5 exons. Gene Ontology annotation, cellular component: nucleus. Gene Ontology annotation, molecular function: zinc ion binding. Lineage: Eukaryota; Metazoa; Arthropoda; Insecta; Diptera; Culicidae. The record is from RefSeq and is a predicted model, not a curated record. The coding region runs from base 180 to 1895 and encodes 571 amino acids.